GUCAAGAGCGACACGCCAUUCUCUGCUCCCAGAGUGUAUGAGGACCUGGGAAGCUGGGAGUCGAUCCGACCGAUCUUUGAUGGCAUCCUGGAACUCUACAACGGUGACAACAGCCCCAUGAACCUGGUGCUGUUCAACGAUGCCUUGGCUCACUUGGUCCGCCUGCACCGCAUCAUCCGGCUAACCCGUGGCAUGGCCCUGCUGAUCGGCGUGGGCGGCAGUGGAAAGCAGUCGCUGACCAGACUGGCAACGUUUGCAGCUGGCUAUAAACUCUACGAGAUCACGCUGUCUCGUGGCUACGGUGAUGAUCAGUUGCGAGAGGACUUGAAGGCUCUCUACACGCAGACCAUCAAGCAGCCUAUUAGCUUCCUUUUCACAGACGCCCAUGUUGUUGAGGAGGGCUUCCUGGAGUACAUCAACAACAUCUUGACAGUUGGCAUGGUACCAGCGCUCUUCGGUGAUGACGAGAAAGAGCCGUUGGUUGGCGCCAUUCGAGCCAGGGCGCGCGGUGAAGGUGUGGCAGAGGCCGGCAUGUGGGCCUACGCCUGCGGAGUCAUCCGCGACAACUUGCACCUUGUUUUGGCGAUGUCACCGGCAGGUUCACAGCUGCGAACUCGUUGCCGGAACUUCCCUGGCAUGGUAGCAGGCUGCACCAUUGACUGGUUCUUCUCAUGGCCUCAGCAGGCACUGCUUGCAGUGGCCGAGCACUUCUUGGCUUCCGUCACGGGCAUUGAUGAUUUCAGGAGUUCCAUCACUGAUUGCAUGAGCUACGUCCACCUGUCCGUCACGCAGGAGUACUCACCGCAGUUCGAGGUGAAAUACAAGCGCCGAAACUUUGCCACUCCGAAGAAUUACUUGGACUUCCUGGCAAACUACAU
Messenger RNA from Symbiodinium pilosum, 878 nucleotides. Lineage: Eukaryota; Dinophyceae; Suessiales; Symbiodiniaceae. The record is from the annotation of a GenBank genome assembly.